UAUAAACAACUAGACUAAUUAAUUUUCAUUUUUUGGGUUCGAGACUCAUAAAGAGAAGGGCUCCAUUAUUUUGAAGCUCUUCUUCAGUAAGACGCGGGAGCACAAGUAUCUCGAUCGUUAAUGAAGUGUCUCGCGCUUACGCCUCCGGUCCGCUGGUCUGGUCAAUGUUGGGGCAGUAUUUUUUCCUCCAAGCCCAGCACGAAAUUCUGCCAGCCGAUAGUUCCUGAAUACCAGGUAGAUGCCAUUUUUCCAAAACUUCAUAAUAGGCAAGUGGUUUUGGGUGCAGCACGUUCACGCCAGGUUAAGACAUUAGAGCCCGGAGACCAUUUGUACAAGAGGCUGUCGUGGUUGGGAGACCCCAAUCUGGACGCCAUUUUAGUGCUGCAAAAGUGGGUCGACGAGGGCAGAAAAAUUGGGAAAUGGAAGCUGCAAGCUUACGUCAAGUCACUAAGAAAAUACGGUAGAUAUCGGCAUGCUCUCCAGGUUUCUGAAUGGAUUUCCAGUCGCCCAGAUUAUCAAUUGGCUCCAGCUGACUGUGCCAUCCGUUUAGAUUUGAUAGCUAAAGUUCACGGCAUACAAAGUGCAGAAAAUUAUUUUGAAGGCCUUCCUGAUGUGGCAAAGAAUAAACUCACAUAUGGUUCACUCUUGAAUGUUUAUGCAAGAGAAAAAUUGGCUGGAAAAGCAGAGGCAGUAAUGGAAACGAUAGAAAGAUCUGGUUACGAUAUAUCUACACUUGACUAUAAUGUGAUGAUGAAUCUAUAUAUGAAUACAUGUCAAUUUGAAAAGGUGCAGUUGAUGUUCCAGAAAAUGAGGGAGAGUGGUGUUCUGCCAGAUGCAUACUCUUAUAACAUUUGGAUAACAACUUGUGCUACCAUGUCAGAUUUGGAUAAAAUGGAGCAAGUGAUGGAUGAGGUAAAGCGUGACAAUAAUGUGAACAAAAACUGGACCAUUUAUAGCACCCUGGCAACCAUGUACAUGAAAGCUGGCCUUAUUGACAAGGCAGAAACUGCUUUGGAUGAGUUAAAGAGAAAGAUGCGUCAAAAGGAUCGUUCUGCACAUGAGUUUCUUAUUAGUCUGUAUGCCAGUAUUGGCAAUAAAGAGGAAGUGUAUAGGAGCUGGCAAUCUUUGAAAUCUGCCUUCCCUAGAGUUCUAAACCGAAGCUAUAUUUUCAUCCUUUCUUCAUUAGUGAAAAUUGGGGACACAAAGGGAGCUGAGGAUAUUUUUAAGGAAUGGGAAUCUGUUUGUGUUCGAUAUGAUAUCAGAAUUGCAAACAUCUUAAUCAGUGUUUAUGUUAGGCAAAAUUUGUUGGAAAACGCAGAAUUGCUUAUUGAGCGUAUCUCACAGAGAGGAGGCAAACCAAAUUGUAAUAGUUGGGAAAUGUUGGCUGAAAUUUACAUACAGAAUGGUAUGUUUGAAAAGGCUGUAAUAGCAAUGAAGAAUAUUGCAUCAGUUGGAACAUUUAUUCAAUGGCAGCCAAAACCUGAAAAUGUGCUUGCCAUUCUGACACAUUUUGAGAAGCAUGGUGAUAUUGAAGGUGCAAAGAAUAUUUUUGAAAUCAUCAAAGACAUAAAUUGUGUUAACACUGAGAUGUACAAUUCUUUCCUCCGAACAUUUAUUGAAGCUGGUAAAACUGACAUUGAGAUACUUGAGCAGAUGAGAAAAACUGUCAGUCCUAAUGAAGAAACUGAAAUGCUGCUCAGACAAGUCUGCAAAUCUUAAGGAGAAAAGUAUCGGUUUGCUGGCAGAACAUAGUACUUACAUUAGUUCACUUUUUGUUCAAUAUUUGCCUUAUCAUAUUCCAUCUUCACUUUUUAAAUCCAAGUUGAUUUAGUUUAUCUGUGGGGUGUCUCAGAAGGCUUUGGUGCUUGCCAUUGAAGGUAUGCAACUACAGUUUCUUAUGGUCCUACACAGAAGGUUGCCAGCUGUUCAGAGUCUAUGCAGUACUACCUGCGAAUACUGCAGCCCUUCUUGUGCUAUGAUCAUUUUUCUAACCAAGGCUGCACCUAGUUAUGGAGUGAUAAUACGCCAUUUUCCUACUAAAUAUUGAUUUUCAUUGUCUUUUUCACUUUAUAACUGAACAAGACAGCCUUGAGUGCUAUGGAGUUGUGAUAACUAGUAAAUUUAUUGUAAUGGCUUAGAAUCGAAAAUGCAAUUAAAGGUGACCUUAUAUAUUGUGUAAGCUUUAUUUGUUUAGCUACAUGAUAGGACAUAAAUCAAGGAGUGCUCAAAGAUAUUGAGGAGUUGUUGUGUUGAAAAUUAUAAUGAAAACUCAGAAACUCUUCAUUUG
Cryptomeria japonica (Japanese cedar) is the source of this 2287-nucleotide messenger RNA. Its product is annotated as large ribosomal subunit protein mL101 (rPPR4). NCBI's taxonomy places the organism in Eukaryota, Viridiplantae, Streptophyta, Pinopsida, Cupressales, Cupressaceae. Gene Ontology annotation, cellular component: mitochondrion. Gene Ontology annotation, molecular function: protein binding. The coding region runs from base 121 to 1719 and encodes 532 amino acids. The record is from RefSeq and is a predicted model, not a curated record. The transcript has 6 exons.